AUGGGGGAUGUGGAUAUCCGUCAGCUCUUCGACAGCGACCCUCGACCAACUUUUGUUGUUGACUGCGACUCCCCUUUAUCCGCCAUCUACCAUGUCAAUAUCGCCUUGCUUGCUAUCCCACAAAUCGCCCUGUCGCUUGGUUCGCACAACGCGCUGAGAGACUGGUGGGAUCCUGUGAGCCUCAGUUCCGCUCGCCACCAAAACGAGUUCCGCCAUGGUAGGUACCGGUGGGCCAAGUUCGUCGUCUGCCGUCGCUGGCUCGUCGUUACCAUUGUUCAGCAGCCGCCUCCUUCGCUUGAGCAACCAAGCUGCUUUUCAGAGCCUGCCAGGCUAUCUCGCAUCGUCUCCCCUCUCUGGGGAUCCCAGCCGGAUACCAUCUUCACUGUCAAAAUCCAGUCGCCAGAGUUACGCCAACACAUUGAACGCAUCCGCAAAGUUGACUGGUCAAAGACAUCUCUAGGCCCUAUUAGCAACUGGGGAUAUGAACUCAACCUACUCGUGACGACUUUGAUGCUGGAAACCCGCCCAACCGCCCUCUUCCUCGGACCUGAGCGGACCGUCUUGUACAACCUCGCUUAUGGCGCCGUCAGUGGGUCGAGACACCCUGCCAUACUGGGCCAGAGUAUCCUAGAUGCAUGGCCUGAGCUUGCAGAUCCCAUCUCGACAACCAUGGACCGCUCAGAAUCAACACGCUUUGCCGAUGUUCCUGAAGAGGAAUUUCACUUCAUGGUCGAAAGAAAUGGUUUUGUUGAAGAGGUCUUCUUCAUGUGGAGCCUCGUCCCUCUUGUCGGUGUCGGCGACAUUACCGGCAUGUAUUCUAUCGUGACAGAGGUCACAAAACAGAGGUUGCUCGAGCGUCGCGUCAAUGCUUUGUUAAGGGUGGGCCAGUUGGCCAGCAAAGCAAGAACAACGAAAGAGUUUUGGGCUCAGGUAGGCCAAGCUAUUCAGCCAUCUGAGUAUGACUUUCCGACCGCCAUUUUGUACUCAAAUUCUGAGUUGAAUGAGGUACCAGACGCUGCAGGUGUUAAGACUGGACUACCACGUAGAUGCACUCUGCAAUGGACCAUCGGAUAUAAACCCGACCACUCUGACAUACCUCAGCAUCUAGACCUAGACCAGGAUACUGGCUUGGCUCGCGCUUUUUCCGCCAGUAUAAGAGACGGACCUGAAGUACUAUAUGAGGAACAGGAUGGUAUACUACCAACGUCAUUGUACACCGAUCUCGAAAAGCGCGGUUUUGGAGACCCACUAAAAGUAUUCCUUGUUCUGCCAAUACGGACUUACGACGACAACAUUGUAGCAUUCCUUCUUAUCGGGCUUAAUACUCGUCGGCCAUAUGAUGAUGAGUACAAGGAUUGGAUCAGUGUCUUUUCCAACUUGCUGGGAGCUUCUGCUGCACUAGUGGCACUUCACGAAGAGGAGGUACGAAGACGCAAACUGCAAGAAGAACAAUCCGCCCGAGAUCGCGAAGCCCUUAAUGCUGAAGUUGCAACUCUUGCACAAGAAGCUAGUAAUGCUGUGGAAAAACUUCGCAACUUCCAUGAGAUUGCAGACCAACUCGGACUAGGAUACUUUGAGAUUGGUGUUGAUGGGAUGCUGGUACAUGCUAAUGUAAGGUUCCGAAUUGCAGCCCGUCAACAUCGGCUGAUGCGACAACAGGAAACAUACUUUGUUCAAACUGGGCACCAGAGAGACUUUUCGAGUUGCCCACCUUUUACCUUCAAGCAAUGUAUUCACGAAGAUGAUAUAGCCACAAUCGAGGAUCGAUGGGAGAGUCUGAUAGCGGGAGAACCGGCUACAUUUGAGGUUCGUUGGAAGAGACACUUGAAUCAAGAAAAAGGAGACAAGAAGACUAGUGACGACUAUCUUUGGACACUCUCGGCUUGUGUGCCUAUCAAAAACGCGGACGGGAUUGUUACUGGUGUCUUUGGCUGCAACACCGACAUUUCUGCCCAGAAAGAGGCGACCGAAGCUGCCAUCAUGCGCUCAGAGGCAGAGCGGCGCUUAGCCAGUUUCACCGAGCUGGCACCAGUCGGUCUAUAUCACCUGAACGAGGAUCUGUCAAUGAGGUACUGCAACGACCAGUGGUUUCGUAUCACCGGCCAUGACAAAGUACCCAUGGAUCAAGUAGACUGGCGAAAUAUCGUCGACGAAGACCGGAUCGAGGCUUGCUAUCGCGACGUAGACAUGACCAGAUACAAGGAAGGUUCACAUACUUUUUCAACCCAUCUCAAGAAACAAUGGACGGGACCAGAUGGAGUCACAACAUCAACCUGGAUCCUCGUAACAGCCACUGCCUAUACAGAUGGCACCAUCAUGGGGACAAUGACGGACAUUUCGCAGCUGAAGUGGGCCGAGUCGAUUCAAAAGACCAGAGUGGAAGAAGCGCUUGAGUCGAAGAGGCAGCAAGAAAACUUUAUUGACAUGACCAGUCAUGAGAUGCGCAAUCCACUGAGCGCAAUGGUACAGUGUGCUGACUCUAUCAUGGGCUCACUGGGCGAGAUGAAAGCUCUCGUGCAAAACGAAGCACUCGCUGCACAGCCCGACCAACGAGCACAGCUAGAAGACUUCAUUGAUAGCAGUCUAGACGCUAUCGAUACGAUACAGGCAUGCGCCACACAUCAAAAACGGAUUGUUGACGAUAUCCUUACUCUCUCAAAGCUCGACUCGAAGCUUCUAGUCAUCAGCCCUCUAGUGCUGCAACCCGCGACGCUUUUACAAGACGCAUACAAAAUGUUCAAAGACGAAGCUAACAAGGUUGGUGUCGAGCUCGAAGUGCGGUGUGACCCGUCCAUUGAGGAAAUGGAGAUUGACUGGGCAGUCUUGGAUCCGAGCCGCGUUCUUCAGAUUCUCAUCAAUCUACUGACCAACGCAAUCAAGUUCACAAAGGACCAAGAGACACGCAAGGUCGAAGUCAUUAUGGGUGCUUCUCGGGAGGCAGAAAAAUUGCCAGAGAUCGAGUAUGUGCCACAAGAAGCCUUACGAAGCGAUUUCCUUUCUCAAGCUGAGGACGAUCAUGCUGGCGAAGUGUUCUACCUCAACUUCACAGUCAGGGACAGUGGAUGUGGGCUUUCGCCUGAGCACAAGGCCAAACUCUUUCUUCGAUUUUCGCAGGCCACACCAAAGACACAUGUCCAGUAUGGCGGGACAGGCCUUGGUCUCUUUAUAUCCCGGGAACUCACCGAACUGCAAGGUGGCAGCAUUGGUGUGGCCUCUGACCAGAACAUUGGAUCUACAUUUUCCUUUUACAUCAAAUCACGGCGUGCAACACCACCUCGAGACAAACGUACGACUAUAGACGUAAACCCUACUCUUAACGGCGAGUCGUCGACGGGCACCAACGUCGAAAUUAUUGGAGACAUGAAUGGCAACCAUGAGGCUGUAGUGGUCGAUGGUCUCUCGUUGCCAGAAGUGGAAGAAGUUAUGGAAGUAGAGAAACAGCAUUACAACAUCCUGGUUGUAGAAGACAAUCUGAUUAACCAGCGGGUUUUAUCCGCGCAACUAAAGAAACUAGGCCACACGGUGCACGUUGCAAACCACGGCGUCGAGGCCCUGCGUCAUUUAUCACAAACGCCAUUUUCAGCUACGCCUAGUGCUUCGCCCUCGGUGCCUCUCAGCGUGGUGCUCAUGGACAUUGAAAUGCCCGUCAUGGACGGACUGACGUGUACACGGAGGAUCCGAGAGAUGGAGGCACAAGGCGAGCUGAGUGGACAUGUGCCGAUUAUUGCAGUCAGCGCCAACGCGAGACGAGAACAGGUGGAAUUGGCCAAGAGCGCGGGUGUGGAUGGCGCAAUAUGCAAGCCUUUCCGGGUUCCCGAGUUGAUAGGCUUAAUUGAAGGGCUGGGCAUUAAGUAA
Bipolaris zeicola 26-R-13 is the source of this 3855-nucleotide messenger RNA. RefSeq lists its product as uncharacterized. The coding region runs from base 1 to 3855 and encodes 1284 amino acids. The transcript has 5 exons. The record is from RefSeq and is a predicted model, not a curated record. Gene Ontology annotation, molecular function: phosphorelay sensor kinase activity. Gene Ontology annotation, biological process: phosphorylation; phosphorelay signal transduction system. Lineage: Eukaryota; Fungi; Ascomycota; Dothideomycetes; Pleosporales; Pleosporaceae.